This is a messenger RNA of Lactuca virosa, 912 nucleotides long. Lineage: Eukaryota; Viridiplantae; Streptophyta; Magnoliopsida; Asterales; Asteraceae. The record is from the annotation of a GenBank genome assembly.
AUGUCGUUAGAUCACUUGGGACACUUGCCCAAGCUGCUAUUGAUCAUAAAUGACAUUCUCAUGGAAAUCAAAUACAUGGGGGGACUGAAAGUCCUGUUGCAGUUCAACGACUCCAUCACUGCAAAGGAGUUCAGAGAUAAUAAGCAACGAUGGCAAGAACACCUGAAAUGGGUUGACUGGGGAGACAAGAUAGAACGAGAAUUUGAUAGGGUUGCAUGGAUUAGGAUCAUGGGUCUUCCUCUACAUCUAUGGGGGGAAAGUAACUUUGCAAAAAUAACAGAAGGAUAUGGGGCCACAAUUGCACCAUUUGAUGAACUUCCUAAUCGUGUGGAUCUUUCCUGUGUAAAAAUCGGAAUUCUCACUGAAAGAAGGACGAGAAUAAAUGAAGAGAUUUUUGUAUCAUUCGAAGGAGAGCUUAUAAAACUUGGUAUUAUUGAAUUCGAUGAAGAUUGGUUUCCUUUUAAGUUUGAUCCCAACGAAGAUUACUAUGAGAAAGAAGAACCAAGUGAAGUCGGUGGAACUGAUGAAGAAGACGACGAUGAAGAUGGAGUCUCUGAUACGUGGAUGCAGGAAGACAACGGUGAAAAGGAGGAAGGAGAAAUUAGUCCAGUCUUCAAAGGCAAGGAAUAUUCAGCUGUAAGGGAGGAACCAAUUCAGGGUGAAAGGUCGCCGACGGUGAGCAAAAUCUUGGUUAUGCCGGAGGAAUCGACGGUGUCGGUUAGAGUAGUCCAAGAGACAUCUCGGAAUCCACAACGACCGUUGACAGUUCCUAUGGAGUCAGAUGGAUCGCCGCCUGGGAACCAUACGGCAAUAAUUAGUAACGGUACACCCUCAUCUCCCCAGAAUCGAGAAGAUACGAUUAGGCCCACUGAAGCAAUUACCACCCCCCCCUCCAAUGGCCCACGCGAAUAA